Messenger RNA from Rhodotorula graminis WP1, 2325 nucleotides. RefSeq lists its product as uncharacterized. The transcript is spliced from 8 exons. Lineage: Eukaryota; Fungi; Basidiomycota; Microbotryomycetes; Sporidiobolales; Sporidiobolaceae. Gene Ontology annotation, biological process: cellular hyperosmotic response; phosphorylation; phosphorelay signal transduction system. Gene Ontology annotation, cellular component: membrane. The record is from RefSeq and is a predicted model, not a curated record. Gene Ontology annotation, molecular function: phosphorelay sensor kinase activity. Bases 1 to 2325 code for a protein of 774 amino acids.
AUGGCGAUGAACCUCACGCAGCAGGUCCGCUCGAUCGCCGACGUGACUCGAGCCGUCGCCGAGGGUGACCUGUCGCGCAAGAUCGACGUCAAGGUCAAGGGCGAGAUGCUCGACCUCAAGCUCACGGUCAACUCGAUGGUCGACUCGCUGCGCCUGUUCGCGGCCGAGGUGACGCGCGUCGCCAAGGAGGUCGGCACCGACGGCCAGCUCGGCGGCCAGGCGUACGUGAUCAACGUCUCGGGCGAGUGGAAGUCGCUCGUCGACUCGGUCAACCAGAUGUGCGGCAACCUCACCGACCAGGUGCGGUCCAUCGCCAAGGCGACCACGGCCGUCGCAAAGGGCGACCUGACGCAGAAGGUCAUGAUCGAGGCCAACGGCGAGGUCCUCCAGCUCGUCGUCACGAUCAACGAGAUGGUCGACCGACUCGCCACGUUCGCGUCCGAGGUGACCCGCGUCGCGCACGAGGUCGGGACCAAGGGCAACCUGGGCGUCACGGCCAAGGUCGACAACAUCGAGGGCACCUGGCACGACAUCACCAACAACGUCAACACGAUGGCGACCAACCUCACGUCGCAGGUGCGCGCGUUUGCGCAAAUCUCGGCCGCCGCGACCGAGGGCGACUUUAGCUCGUUCGUCACGGUCGAGGCGAGCGGCGAGAUGGACUCGCUCAAGACCAAGAUCAACAAGAUGGUGUUUUCCCUGCGCGACUCGCUCCAGAAGAACACGAUGGCGCGCGAGGCGGCCGAGCUCGCCAACCGGUCCAAGUCCGAGUUCCUCGCCAACAUGUCGCACGAGAUCCGCACGCCCAUGAACGGCAUCAUCGGCCUGACGGGCGUCACCCUCGAGACGGACCUGACGCGGCAGCAGCGCGAGAACCUCAUGAUCGUGUCCAACCUCGCCAACUCGCUCCUCCUCAUCAUCGACGACAUCCUCGACAUAUCCAAGAUCGAGGCCGGCCGCAUGACGGUCGAGCAGAUCCCGUUCAGCGUGCGCUCGGCCGUGUUCGGCAUCCUCAAGACGCUCGCCGUCAAGGCGACCCAGAGCCGGCUCGACCUCAUGUACGCCGUCGAGAGCGACAUCCCCGACCUUCUCGUCGGCGACCCGUUCCGCCUGCGCCAGGUCAUCACCAACCUCGUCGGCAACGCCAUCAAGUUCACCCAACGCGGCCAGGUCGCCCUGUCGUGCCGCCUCGCCGCGUCCGACCUCGAGGACAACACGUACCAGCUCGAGUUCUGCAUCAGCGACACGGGCAUCGGCAUCAAGCCCGACAAGCUCAACCUCAUCUUUGACACGUUUGCCCAGGCCGACGGCUCGACGACGCGCAAGUACGGCGGCACCGGGCUCGGCCUCACCAUCUCGAAGCGCCUCGUCCAGCUCAUGGGCGGCGAGCUGUGGGUCACGUCCCAGUUUGGGCGCGGUUCGCAGUUCCACUUUACGAUCCAGUGCCGCAUCGGCCAGUGGAGCCUCGACCAGGUCCGGCAAAAGACGCUCAUCCCGCACCCGGGUCGGUGCAUCCUCUUCAUCGACACGCUCCACCACGACCCGAGCGUCAUCGAGAGCGUCGAGCAGCUCGGACUCGAGAUCACGGUCGUCGACUCGCUCGAGGAAGCGUGCAUGCUCGACCACUCGCAGAACGGGUACUUCGACACGGUCCUCGUCGACCAACUGUCGAUCGUCGAGCGGUUGCGCGACGUCGAGCACCUGCGGUACAUCCCGCUUGUCCUCAUCACGCCCCAGAUCCCGCAGCUCAACCUCAAGUACUGCCUCGACUUUGGCAUCGCCAACUGCGUCGAGUCGCCGACCAACGCUCAGGACAUGUGCAACGCGCUCCUGCCUGCGCUCGAGGCGAGCAACCGGAUACCGUCCGAGCGAGGCGGCGACGCGUCGUUCAAGGUCCUUCUCGCCGAGGACAACAUCGUCAACCAGAAGGUGGCGCUCAAGUUCCUCGAGAGCGCCGGGCACAAGAGCGAGGUCGUCGAGAACGGCGCCCUCGCCCUCGAGGCCGUCCGCAAGAACUUCUACGACGUCGUGCUCAUGGACCUGUCGAUGCCCAUCAUGGGCGGCGUCGAGGCGACCCAGAUCAUCCGCCAGUUCGAGCAGGAGAACGGCCUCGAGCGGCUGCCGAUCGUCGCCCUCACGGCGCACGCCAUGCUCGGCGACCGCGAGAAGUGCAUCCAGGCCGGCAUGGACGACUACCUCACGAAGCCGCUGCGCAAGCCGGAUCUGCUCGCGACCAUCAACAAGAUUGUCCUGGCGAGACGAGCGGGUCCGUCCCUUCCCCCUCUCUCGCACCUGUGCGCUCUCUGGAGCACGAGCCGCCUCUGA